Molecule: messenger RNA, 1746 nt
Organism: Naumovozyma dairenensis CBS 421
Lineage: Eukaryota; Fungi; Ascomycota; Saccharomycetes; Saccharomycetales; Saccharomycetaceae
Gene: ORC4
Product: origin recognition complex subunit 4
Exons: 1
Coding region: 1-1746 (581 amino acids)
Biological process (GO): DNA replication; DNA replication initiation
Cellular component (GO): nucleus; nuclear origin of replication recognition complex
Molecular function (GO): DNA replication origin binding
Source: RefSeq, a predicted model, not a curated record
AUGACAGCAACUGAAUCCAAAAACAUUUUUAACUCAGCUAAUGCAGUACAAAAUAAUGAAAUAUCAAGGGAUAACAAUGUCUUAAGUAAUGUCAAAUUGGUACCCAUCAAGAGACCAUUGGAGCCAGCUACUCCAUCGAAGAAUUCACCAAGAAAGAGGAAAAUUCAGAGUCCUUAUAAGAAGGUCAGAUUAUUAACCGAAAAGACAUUAUUACAAGGUGCGGAAUCACCAACAGAGAGACCCAUAAAGAAAACUCUAAUUGACCUACAGUUCGCUAAUUUCAAAAAGCAUCUUUUAUCACACAUUUAUCAGACCUUACCUGUGGAGCAAAUCACGGUAUAUCCAUUCUUAAACAAUGUCCAACAAGAGAUUGAUCGAAUCCUAAGACAAUCCGUUAUUCAAAAGGAAAGUAAUUCAGCAAUUCUUGUUGGACCAAGGAAAAGCUUUAAAUCCUUCCUAUUAAACUACGAAUUGAAUCUGUUAUCUCAAAAUUAUGAUCAGCAGUUCAUUACCAUCAGAUUGAAUGGAUUCAUUCAUUCUGAAUUGACUGCCAUUAAUUCUAUUGCUAUUCAAUUGGAAAAACAAUUGGAGAAGAUUCAUGGGAAAAGACCAUCAGAUAAGAAAGUAAGUAUAAGUGGUGGUUCAAACACUGAAGUCUUUGAAAGAAUUCUUAGAUUAUUAGAUUCAGCAAGUAUUUCAGAUGUGAGUACGGAUGAUAAAACUAGAAAAGGUGAUGAUAAUAAGAUUACGGUGGUUUUCAUCUUCGACGAAAUUGAUACGUUCGCUGGACCAGUACGUCAAACUUUAUUAUAUAAUCUUUUCGAUAUGGUAGAACAUGCAAGAGUACCUGUUUGUAUAUUUGGAUCCACCACUAAACUAAAUAUAUUAGAAUAUCUUGAGAAAAGAGUGAAGAGUAGAUUUUCACAACGUAUCAUAUACAUGCCUCAGUUCCAAAAUAUGAAUGACUUCAGGAAGAAUACAGAACAUAUGCUUACGUUGAACGACGAUAAUAAUACUUCUGGUUUGGGGUUUGAUAAAGAUUUGGAAACGGAAUGGAAUAAUUUAAUUUCGUAUGAACUACAAAAUGAAAGCUCUAAAUUGUUUCAUGCUUUGAAAACUAAUUAUGAGACUUUUAUGUCCUUAGAUUAUCUGAAAAAUGCCAUUAUUCCAAUUAUUUCUAGAUCAACAUCCUUGCAAUCAUUGAAGGAUUCCAUGAUAUCAUGCAAAGGGAUAGUGGAAUAUAAUACCAACCAAUUAGAAGAUAGUUUAACCUCUAUGGUACAAUCAUUAUCGGAUUUAGAAUUGGCCAUAUUAUUAUCUGCUGCAAGGGUGUCAUCAAAGAAGAAGCCUAGUCUUUUCAAUUACAACCUUUGUUAUUCUGAAUAUGAAGCCAUGAUAAAAUCGAUGAAUGCAAGAAUCCCCACGGUGGCUUCUACACCAGGUGGUGCUGCUUCUGUAAAUUCAUCUCCAACAAAACGUAUAGUAGAUAACACCAUAAAACAAUGGAAUAAGCAAGAUGUUCGAAACGUUUGGGAAUCAUUAGCUAACAUGAAAUUAUUGACAGAAGCUGGUGCUACCGGACUGAAGGAAUCCGCCACAUCAGUUGCGAAUGCCAAUUACAACAACUUACAGGGAACCACAGUUAUACCGUUUGAUUUGAGGAAAUUUCAAGUUCAAAUAGAUCUACAAGAAUUGAGAAGAAUUGUUCCUCGUUCAUCUAUGUAUUACUCCUGGACACAGUUGUAA